This is a messenger RNA of Alosa sapidissima (American shad), 1283 nucleotides long. RefSeq names its product membrane-spanning 4-domains subfamily A member 4A. NCBI's taxonomy places the organism in Eukaryota, Metazoa, Chordata, Actinopteri, Clupeiformes, Clupeidae. Gene Ontology annotation, cellular component: membrane. The record is from RefSeq and is a predicted model, not a curated record. The transcript is spliced from 9 exons. Bases 175 to 765 code for a protein of 196 amino acids.
GAGCAGAAUUAGUUUGGACCAAACAGGGCUGGAUGUGGCGUCUGGCCUGGAUAUGGCCUCGCAGUAUUUUAGUUGCAGCGCGGACCCUUCACCGAGAGGACAUCACACACUCAGCCAUCCGUCUGAGGCCGACACACACUUACUUGACAGCUCUUAGGGUCCGAAAGAGGGGCAAUGAGGUUCACGUUCCGCUCAGAUGACCGCAUGGUCAUCACCAUCCCGCUGGGCAGCCUGCGGGAGGUCCGAGAAGGUCAGCUGAUGCCCGAGCGCUUCACCUGUGUCUUUAAGGACGUCUACAAGGUGUUCCUCAGAGGCCAGCCCAAAGCACUGGGGAUGUCUCAGCUGGUGGCUGGUGUGUUUGUUCUGAGUCUGGGGGUGCUGCUGCAGCAUGAGAUCGGAGACGUCCCUUCAAACCUGAUCAACCACCUCCACUACACCCUGCCCAGCAUACUGUUCAUUAUUUCUGGAAUGCUGUCAUAUGCAGCAGGACACACACCUCAUAUGAGCAUGAUGAAGCUGUCCUUUGCCUUCAACAUUGUGUGCAUCUUCUGGUCGAUGGCGGCUAUGACUCUGUGUGGACUAGCACCACACGAGAACCCACCGCAGAGUCACUCCAAACAUGCAGUCGGCCUGAAGGCUGUGGUGGGGACGCUUCUGGCUGGAGAGAUGCUGGUUGCCAUAGUGAUGGUGUACUGGGAGAGUAAGGCAGUGUGCCGAGACUACUUCAACAUUCUGCCCACCAUCACCCUGAAGCAGGAGCCCUGAAACUGGACAAUGGAGGAUUACACACAUGCCCACGCACGCGUACACACACACACACACACACACACACACACACACACACACACACACACACGUCCAUCAUGUGCAGAUUGGGUCUCAGGUGUAGGUCCAUAUAUAGUAAAAAAAAAAGUAGGACCAUAUAUAGUAAAAAGCCCCCAGACUCACAGGGUCAGAGGUGACGACACACACACACACACACACACAAACACGCUCUCUCUCACUCUCUCUCUCUCUCUCUCCAUCUCUCUCUCUCACACACACACACACACACACAACACACACACAAAUAUGUGUGUAUAAUAGGUCACUCUGUAAAUACAUAUCAAUUUCUGUAAAAUGUGUCACUUUAAAUAGUGUUAUAUAGUAAAUAUCUUUAUAUUUGAAAGCAAACAACUGUGUUAUUGUGUAGCAGCAAAUAUAUUACUUUGAUAUUAUUUGGCAUGUUUACUUUGAUGUUUUCUUUCUUGAUGGUAAUUGUAAUUUUAUCAUACAAUGGCUAA